ACUGUGACGGAAGGACGGAACGUUUGUUCGGUUUUGUCAUGGAAAUUGUAGAAUUGUCAAAGCAUGAAAACGAAAUAAUUCCCAAUUACACAUGUGGCAUUCCGAGUUGUCGUAAUAUUUGUCAUGAAUGGAUGUUAAAAAUGCCCCGAGAAUGUUUUGAUUACAUUGUCUUUGAGGUUAGAAAUGAAGUAUCAAAAAGCGUUAUCAUAAUAACAUUAGUGUUAUUAGUAUUAUUUCAACGAGAGUUUGUUUUGCGUACUCGCUAACAAAAUUUCGAAUAAGGUCAAACGUCUUGGAUGGAAAUUAAGUCGGCAUUUUAUGGAAACAUAUUAGUCGACGAAUAAGUCAACACGAAUACGAGAAAUAGAUCAAGCAGAAUUACAGAGUUACAAUAUGCUGAAAACUUUCAAAUGCCUUCAAUGUGACUCGACCUUUGAUCGUGCCUCGCAAUUGGACUAUCACCGACGAAGUUUACAUCUAGGAGAGAGGUCCCAGAUAUGCCAAAUAUGUGGAAAAGGUUUCUUUCGGAAGGCAGACUUGCGCACUCACUUGAACAUUCAUCUGGGAACAAAUUUUCAUAUUUGCGAAAUCUGUGGAAGGAAGUUCAGUCAUAUAUCAAAUCUUAUAAGACACUGUAGAAUGCAUACAGGAAUUAAACCAUAUCCGUGUUCAAUUUGUGAUAAGAAUUUCACGCAGAUGUCUUCGCUAGCAAGGCAUACACAAAUGAUACACGGGAUACCAAAGGAAGUUGCACAGCAGUAUUAUAAUCCUAGUCUUAUUAGCAAUAAAUCACGAAUCAACAGUCAUACAUCGAAAGAAAACAAGACAAUAGAUAAUAAUGUAGAAAGUAAAUUUCGUGAGACAUCUCACAUGGAGCCGAAAUAUACUAGCCAGAAUACUACUAGAGAUUCAGAUGUAAAAAGUGAGAUAAUUUCCGAUCAACGUGACGUUGAUAUGGACAUUAAAGCAUGUUUAUUCGAGACUGUCAUUUGUGUCACAUCUAAGCAGUUUGAAGAAAGUAAUUUAGCAGAAAAUGAGAGUACAAAUCGAUUGCCGCAAGAUCAUUUUGCCGAAAUUGAGGAAAGAUUUGGAGCUACUGAUUUAUCGACGAAUAAUACUAUCAUUUCAAAUUCUUCUCAAGAUGUAGUUAAUAAUUAUGAACAAAUACAAUCCAAGGACAGUAUUACGUAUUUACAUCAAUUGGAUAAAAAUAUUUUUGCCUUCUUACCUCGAGAUAGAAAACCUAGUACUGAAUCAGAAACCCAAAGUAACGAAAACAUUUUGAGAUCAAAUGGCUUAGAUAUAUGUAUAUCCCGAGAGGUCGGUAAAGAAUCUUCCAUAAGCAACGUGAGAAAUUCAUUAAAUAUGGAAACAAAUCUACAAACCUGUAAUUCCAGUGAAGUUUUAAUGGACCAAAAAUUUCUACAUAAACAAAUAAGUAAAGAACGUAUUAGUGAAAAUAGAAAAUGUAAUAAACCAUUAAGCGAUGACGACAAUCAGUUGUAUAUAGAAUUCUCUAAUUCAGGAAUGUUGAAAUUUGAUGAACCUCGAUAUUUUAAUAAUAUCAGUUUAGCUAAUGUGAAUGUUAAUCAUACCACAAAGUCUCAUCAUUCUGAAAAUAUCGUUGCUAACGAAGUAUGUACUCCCGACGCUAUGCAGAAUCAGGAGGGCUUGCUGCACAAUGAGGAAAAUCUAGAAAAUUUCAGCAACGCCUGUAACAGUGAAGAACCAAUGUUGCGUUUAGUACAGACAGAGACUGGUGAGCAAUUUUAUGAAUUUAUAAUAAGCAAUUUGGUAGAAAAAAUGCAAAACGCUUCAUCUACAAAAGAUCUCGAAGAUACAGUAGAAGAUCCAUCAAAUACCUUUAGAGAUAAUCAAAAGAUCAAUUCAAAUUCAAAAGACAGUGAGAAGAGCGAUCAGAUAGAACAUCAACAAGCUCUGGACGGCCUUAUUGAUAUAAAUAACGAAUUUAAUUAUACACAAUUUGAUUUUCAUAGAGAGGAAAAAAGUUAUGCUGUCCUAAGCCAUGGUGAAUCAGAACAUUUCCAACAGAAUUCAAAGGGCAACGAGUGUGUAAGUAACAUGCAGGAAAAAAAUAUGCAGGUCUACAAUUCUGGAAACUUAGAAUUAUUGGAGAACGAAUCGCAUGUAGAUUUUGACAAAUAUGUCGAAACUAAUCUCGAGGCAUUUGAAAGGCUGAAUUAUGAGAAUUGCAACGAAAGGUUUUUGGAAUUCGUGGAGGUUGCUGAUAUCGGCAUAGAAUCCUCAGGGUAUAAAGAACUCUCGAUGGUACGUUUAAUUCAAAAUGACGGUGAACAGCUGUUGGAGCUGUUUCAAGAUUCUCAGGCUGAGCAGGAAGUGAAUCGAGAUUUCGCACAAGCUAAUAAUUUCAAAGACUGUUCGAAUAUUUUGCAAGAUAGUAAUAAAAUAGCUGACUGUCCCAAAAGUAAAUCAGACUUCUUCAUGUACGUCGAGGAUAAUGUGCCAUUAGGAGAAAAUGUAAAUAGCAAGCGAGGCAUAGAGAAUACUGAAGGAUGUACAGACAGUGGUAGCCAUUUGCCUACUGACCUAACGACUGGUGAAAGUGCAGGUAACAAGAACUGUAUCAAAACAUCAGAAGAAUUGAAAAAAUCGAAAACAAUUUCAAAAAAAUUCCAAUGCUCCGUAUGCAAGAAAGCAUUCUCGACAGCAUAUAAUUAUAAACAACAUAUCGGAAUACACUUUACCGAUCAGCAAAAAUUUCAUUGUAAAGAUUGCGGGGUGUCCUUUGCUUGGAAAUCUACUUUGAAUAAGCAUAUCACAAACAAUCACAGCUCGGACGGUCCGCAAAAGUUCGUCUGUGAGAUUUGUCCGAAAGUCUACAGCACCUUAUCACAAGUAAACGAGCAUGUAAAGAGGGACCAUUUAAAGCAGCGCAAUCAUGUUUGCCUGCACUGCGGCAAGUCUUUCUUCAAAAGAUUCGACCUAAAGACUCACAGUAGAACGCACACAAAUGAACGUCCAUAUGUGUGUCGCGUUUGUGGCAAGAGGUUUCAUCAUCAGAGUCAUAUUAUUCGUCACGAGCGCACGCAUUCAGGCGAACGGCCGUAUGUUUGUGACAUGUGCCAAAGGACCUUUACGCAACCCAGUUCGUUGAAGGCACAUAAGCAGAAGCACCAGCAGAUCCGGAUGGAUUUUCUGGAUUACCAGAUCGAUGAGGAUGAUCCUACUGCACCGGCGACGCUAUAAGACAUGUGAUAAUGAGAUAAAUGUUAACGCGAUAUGUUUCGUUUGGCGUGGGAACAAGGCAGUGGAUGUAUAAUGCCAGUAAUAAUCAGUCCUACAAUUUCUAUUUUAUCAGCAUUGUUA
Messenger RNA from Temnothorax curvispinosus, 3348 nucleotides. RefSeq lists its product as uncharacterized. Gene Ontology annotation, biological process: regulation of transcription by RNA polymerase II. Gene Ontology annotation, cellular component: nucleus. Bases 394 to 3228 code for a protein of 944 amino acids. The record is from RefSeq and is a predicted model, not a curated record. NCBI's taxonomy places the organism in Eukaryota, Metazoa, Arthropoda, Insecta, Hymenoptera, Formicidae. Gene Ontology annotation, molecular function: DNA-binding transcription factor activity, RNA polymerase II-specific; RNA polymerase II transcription regulatory region sequence-specific DNA binding. The transcript is spliced from 6 exons.